CGUGACUUGAACCAGCUCCUCCAGCCCCCCAGUGAGCCCCUGGCCUCUGAGCCGUCAGAGGAGCAUGAGCGGCAGGCCCGAGAGCUCUUCCUGCUGCGCCGCACCUUGGAGGAGAUGGAGCUUCGCAUUGAGACCCAGAAACAGACGCUGCUGGCCCGUGAUGACUCCAUCAAGAAGCUGCUGGAGAUGCUGCACACCAAGAGCCCCUCAGCCAAGGCCAGUGAGGAGGAUCACGAGCGCACCCAGAGACUGGCUGAGGCAGAGAUGCACAUGCACCACCUGGAGAACCUUCUGGAGCAGAGGGACAAGGAGAUGGCUGCACUCAGGGAGGAGCUGCUCCGUCGCUAUGAAGGAACCCCAGACUCAACCAAGACCAAGGCCCUGCAAACAGUCAUUGAGAUGAAGGACUCUCAGAUCUGCUCUUUAGAGCGCGGCCUGCGGGAGCUGGAGGACCAGGUCAUGAUGCUGCGCUCCAGCAGUGCUCUCACCUGUGAGGAGCGCCAGGAGGAGGUCAAGCAGAUGGAGGUCUAUCGCAACCACACCAAAUUCAUGAAGAGCAAGAUGGAUCAAGUGAAGCAGGACCUCUCCAGGAAAGACACUCAACUCCUGGGAUUGCAAACCAAACUAGAAACAUUGACAAACCAGUUCUCAGAUAGCAAACAACACAUUGAGGUGCUCAAAGAGUCACUAACAGCUAAAGAACAGCGUGCAGCCAUCUUGCAAACAGAGGUGGAUGCUCUGCGGCUGCGUCUGGAGGAGAAGGAGAGCAUGCUGAACAAGAAGAGCAAGCAGAUCCAAGAGAUGUCGGAGGAGAAGAGUACCCUCAGUGGGGAGAUCCACGACCUCAAAGACAUGCUAGAUGUUAAAGAACGCAAGGUCAAUGUGUUGCAGAAGAAGAUUGAGAACCUCCUGGAGCAGCUCAAAGACAAGGAGAAGCAGAUAGGCAGCCUUAGGGAAAGACUGAAGUCUCUCCAGACCGAUACCUCCAACACAGAUACUGUGCUCAGUACUCUGGAGGACUCCCUAGCUGAGAAGGACCGCAUUAUUGAGCGUCUGAAGGAGCACAGGGACCGCGAGGAGCGGGAGAAGUCCGAUCAGAUGGACACGAGCAAGAAGGAACUGAAAGAGCUCAAAGAGAAGGUGUCUCUCCUACAGGGAGACCUGUCAGAGCGAGAGACCUCCUUGCUGGAUCUGAAAGAGCAUGCCUCCUCCUUAGCCUCCGCCGCUCUGAAGAAGGACUCCAAACUGAAGAGCCUUGAGAUCGCCCUGGAGCAGCGCAGAGAGGAGUGCAGCAAGCUGGAGAGCCAUCUAAAGAGGGCAAAGAAUGCAGCAGCCGAUGCACAGGCCAACUCAGAGCUGUCUGAGAAGAUCGACUCUCUGGAGUCAGAUGUGACCAGACACAGAGAGGAUUCGGGGAAGGCCCAGGCAGAGGUUGACCGUUUGCUGGAGAUCCUGCGUCAGAUGGAAAAUGAGAAGAAUGACAAAGACAGAAUAAUCAAUGAGCUGGAGAGUGUGACAUCGAGGCAAAUAAAGGAGCACAGCAAGAAGGCCAGCUCCCAGAAGCACGCCGCUGAGAAAGGCAGGAACAGCAGUGACGGCCCCCAGCAGGAUUCUCUGCGGCUGAAGGCCGAGCGCAUAGAGGAGCUGGAGGAGGCCCUGAGGGAGAGUGUCCAGAUCACGGCUGAGAGGGAGAUGGUGCUGGCUCAGGAGGAGUCUGCACGGGCACACCAGGAGAAACAGAUGGAAGAACUGCUUGCAGCAAUGGAGAAGGUGAAACUGGAACUGGAGUCCAUGAAAGCUAAGAUGUCAUCUACCCAGCAGUCUCUGGCAGAGAAGGAGGCUCACUUGACCACCCUGAGGGCUGAGCGCAGGAGGCACCUGGAGGAGGUACUGGAGAUGAAACAGGAGGCCCUGUUGGCAGCCAUUAGUGAGAAAGAUGCCAAUAUUGCUCUACUGGAGCUGUCCUCCUCAAAAAAGAAGAAGACACAGGAAGAAGUUGCCCAACUGCGCCGAGAGAAGGACCGUCUGGUCCAGCAGCUCAAAAUGCAGACUCAAAACCGCAUGAAGUUAAUGGCAGACAGCUAUGAAGAUGGACACCUGAAAACACAAGCCAACCAGACCAAUCACAAACCAUCUCCUGAUCAGGAUGAUGAGGAAGGCAUUUGGGCAUAACAUCAAUUUUUGGAAGGGUUUGGAGUGAGAAUGGCCAUAAGACCGUACCAUCCUCUGCCUUCCAGACAAGAGAGUCAUCUUCUGUUGCACCUCGCCCUGCUCUGCUCUCAUCUUCACUUCACACCCAACCAGGAGUGUCAAACUGUAUUUAUUUGCACAAAAUUGAGGAGGAGAGUAGAAAGAUCAGUGUCAAAAACCAGUGUUGGUCCACUGUAUUCAUAUAGACCAGUAAAGGAGAACACACUCCUGACUGGGGUGCAGAGCCUCAGGCUUUAGCUGUUGUACCCUCUUUGGGAAAUAGUUAGGUGAACCAUUCAGAUUAAUAUUUGAAGUUCUGAAAUGUAUCAGGGAGGACCUUUCAUUACCCUGGAGUAAAAUGUGCUGUGUAGUCAAAUCAGUGGUGAGGUUACAGAGUUUGUUUUGACUGGGGCGGAUCCACUCAGAUCGCUUGGGGCCUUAACCUGAGCCGUAACACUGGCUGGGACUUGUGUCAAGUCAGGCCCCUGUGGCCCAGAAGCCUGAGGCAAGGUGCACUCUCUGUCUGUAGCCAAAGUCAAUGAGAUUUUACAUUAUACAAUAAUCAAAACAACAAAUCACAACCAAUCGGGUGUCACGGUGUUGUUUUGCAUGUCCUAAGAGUUUUUACACAUUCCCCAGACUCUGGAAAAAAGAUAGGUUGUCUCUCACCUCGACUAUAGUAGAUCCCUGCUACUCUCUCUCCUUUCAUGCAACUCAUGUGUAGCUUGUGGGCUUCAUUUUCAUGGACUAAACAUUGGUGCAUUUGUUCAAAUAUAGCAUACUUCUUUGAGUGACUUGUGCAAUGAUUUUCUUUUUUAAAUAGUGGUUUUCCUGUACAGUAUGUGACGUUGUGUGAAUAUGCCAUUGAUCUGACACAGGACGGGAAUGCAGCACUUACUAGGGCUACUUGUUACACAGACCGUGCAACAAAGUAGCUGUUGCAUUUCUCACUGCUACAUAAUUACUGAAAGUAAUAUGAUAUAUUUUGACAACUGUGCCACUUAUUUAGACUUUGAACAUAUAGCCCUGUGUGUGUGUGUGUGUGUGUGUGUGAGGAGGAAGAUGGAUGAAUUUUCCUUCGAGAUCAGGGGCAAAGUAGCCUAGCGCUGCCAUCCCACAAACUCUUUACAUUCAUUGUGGUCUGGACACCCUCCAUAAGGAUUGGUUUUGGGUUAGGGGCAUCGCUUAUCAGUGUAGACUAAUAUUACAUUGAAAGUGAUUAGAUCAGCUUGUAUCACUCAUAUUGAACCCAGCAAAGAGAAAAGCCACGUCCUUCUUUUCAAGACCCAUUUUCUGCUCAGGUGUUAGCAAACGUAUCCAUAGUAUCCAUAACCUCUGAACACACAAAAAACAGACACCAUUGCAGCAUCUGUGUGAAUCCACUACAAGCACAGCCAUAGUUGUAAGGAUAGCUGGUUUCGAAAUGCCAGCUCUUCCUCUUUGUCGUCACCUGAGACCCUCUCCAUGGCUCACAGAUGACUCUAGUAGAAAGUCUACUAGUUCGAUUGAUUCUCAUUUGAGGGUUUCCAGACUAUACUCACAACUGGGAGGCAGCUGAAUUGGUCUGGUAAUGCCAGCCUGAGGGCAAAGAAUUCCAGCAUAGAAUCAGUUAUCAGCCAUGUGUAGAGCUGACUUCAGCCCUGGAUAUCUGCCUCAUGAGAUCACAUUGCUGGAUUGAUGUGCUUUCAUGAAUGGAGUAUAUUAAAGUGUCUCCUCUCUCUCUCUCUGUCUUGAAUCAAUCUGUCUAUCUCCCUUCUCUCUCUCUCUCUCUAAGCCUCCUACCCUCUAGAUCAUUUUUAUCUGUCAUUUUGGCCCCGUGCUGUAUCUUUGUGUGUUGUGAGAGAGUGCAAACUCUUGUAAAACAAUGUAAGAAAUGUGUGUGAGUAUUUUGACUUCUGUAAAUAUGUACAUAAAUGUGUCUGACCUGUG
Messenger RNA from Clupea harengus (Atlantic herring), 4119 nucleotides. RefSeq names its product ELKS/RAB6-interacting/CAST family member 1a (gene erc1a). NCBI's taxonomy places the organism in Eukaryota, Metazoa, Chordata, Actinopteri, Clupeiformes, Clupeidae. The annotation marks the transcript as partial. Gene Ontology annotation, cellular component: cytoskeleton of presynaptic active zone. The transcript has 17 exons. Gene Ontology annotation, molecular function: structural constituent of presynaptic active zone. The record is from RefSeq and is a predicted model, not a curated record. Gene Ontology annotation, biological process: regulation of synaptic plasticity; maintenance of presynaptic active zone structure; neuromuscular synaptic transmission.